Apiotrichum porosum is the source of this 3297-nucleotide messenger RNA. RefSeq lists its product as uncharacterized. Bases 1 to 3297 code for a protein of 1098 amino acids. The transcript is spliced from 3 exons. The record is from RefSeq and is a predicted model, not a curated record. Lineage: Eukaryota; Fungi; Basidiomycota; Tremellomycetes; Trichosporonales; Trichosporonaceae.
AUGGUGGCCGACAACGCAGGUCCACUUCCAUUUACACAGCCGCCACGCCCUGGUCCGCCAGCUUUCAAUCAAGAGGCACUUUGUGCGCUCGCGGCUCGUAGCUCGGAAGCCAUGGUCGCCACGAGUACAAAGGCCAGCCCGCGCGACCCGACGAUGCGCGCGCCCGUCCGUCGCAUUAUCAUCACGCCGCCCGGGUCGUCAUAUCGUGCCACUCGUGCCCACAGCACUCCUCGUCCCCGCCGUCGAUCUUCGGCUGCAAUCUGUACCCCGACUGCAUCCCCGCACGCGUACAAAGCAGGACAAGGCGAGGCUAGCGUCAAACGGUCGAUCGGCAGCCUGAUCCAUUCUCUUCGCGCAGCAGCGAUCGGCACGGUCUCCCCCCCAUGCGAAAUUAGCCGCUGGAGCAGCUCUCCGGUGAGCGAGGAAGCACGUACAGACUCGCACUCGUGGUUCCCUCGCAAGUCGACAGAGACAAAGGAGUCUACUCGGAGCACAGCACCAUCCACGACGUCCACCGCCGUCUCGCACAACAGCAACACGUCGUCGUCGCUCAAGUCUGCACACGAAUCGGGCCGGUCCAGGAUUGCCUCUCGGUCUCGUGUUCCUAAAUCUCCGCGGUCAAUGAAGUCGUCCAAGUCCGGUUGGCUGUCGACCCUCGAAGACGAAGACCACGAAGUGCCCCCGCUGCCUGAGCUUCCUCUCCCCCGCGUCCCACUCCCAAAAGGCAACGUCUGGGACAUGUAUGUUCCCCCAAACGCGCCCCAUCCGGGCCGCGGGCGCCGCAUGGUUACUGGGGUGCUGAAACGCCUCACUCCCAACAAGAAACGAAACGAGCCUCCCAUCAAGCUCCUGCUGCAUGACCACAACAACAGCACCCUCAACGUAGCGCGCAAUGGGUCGACAGCCACGCUUCUCUCGGCAACCUCCCAGGCGUCAUCAACUUACCCGACCACCCCCGCCACUGCCACUAGUGCUUCGACGUUGCAGGCCCCGCGGAGGCCGUGCCCGUGGACCGGAUCCAUUGAUGGUAUCUCGCCACCCCAGUCGCCAAGCGCUGUGGCACACGUCCUCCCCCCUGUUUCCGAUGCACCCGAGUCGUCCAUCGGCAGUUCGUCGUUUCAAUUCUCCUGGGACCUCGAACUCACCUCGGAACUCGAACAGGACCGCUCCGAACGCCUCCGAGGCCCGGUGGCAGUGCCUCCGCCACCCCGGCGUCCUCGUGUCGACACGAGCGGCGAACGGUUUGUCGCCUCGCCGCCACUCUCCCCAUCGGGCUCUCCAUCGAGCUCCUCCAAUUCCCGCUUCAAUUCCUUUGAGGAUGCCACGAGGGACCUGCAGAGGCGAACGAGCAUGGGAGGCAUUUCCACGCCAGCCAUGUCCAGACAGUCAAGUUCGUCAAGCUGCACGUCACCCACGUCCACUCUGCCUACCCUUGUCCCGCGUGCCUCUGCCUCGCCUCUCUAUACCAAUGGCAGCCGUGGUCCCUCCAUGCUCCGCCAUGUGCGUGCGAGCAAGUCGAUUAUCAGCGCACCCACGCUCGUUUCUACCACUUCAGAGCGCGCAUUUGCUGCGUCUGCCGCUGGCCGCCGCCACUCAAUGAGCCCCACGACCCCGCGGGCGUAUGACGACAGCUCGUUGAAACCUGCCAGCCCUCAAGCACCUGCCCUGCCUUCGCCCGUGGAGGAGGAUGUCGAGGAAGACCGUUUCGAAAAGAUCCUCGAGGCGACCCUCGAACGCCAGCGUCGUGCUGAGGCUGACCGCUUUGCCGCGUUUCAAGCACGCAAGGCCGCUGAGCGUGCCGCGGCCGCGUCUGGAUCCUCGACUCCAAGUGCAACAGGUGACGGUGUUCUCAACCGCACCCCUAACGACACGGACACACUUCACCGGACCCCUUCUCUCACCAACACGGUGACAAGUGGCGGUGACUCAUCGGUAUGCACAAGCCCCAGUACCGAGGACAUUGUCUCGCCCGUCCUGGCACCCACCCUCCUUCUCCAGGCCCAUCGCGGACAGCACGGUGUCAAGGGACUCGACCUGUCUAGUGCACUCGAGCCAGUCACCAGGGAGAAUGAGAAAUCGGUGGCGACUCCCACGUCCAGCGCCGCACUCACAGACGCCACGGCUGUUGAUACCCGACUGUCCCCCCUGUCGCCAACCACGGCGUGCAAUACUCCGGACUCGUAUCGCGGAGACACAAGCAUGGACUCGGACACGGCCCUGAUGACCCCACCGCCCAGUUCCUUCAUCACCACCAAAAUGGCACGCGCAGCGGCUAUCGCCGCUGCCGGUGACCCACUGAAACCUCGGCGCCUGUUGCAACUCCUGCCCCGCCACAACGCUCGCCACCGCGCGUCCGUGUCCAUUUCGGCCGUCUCGGUGCCAGCCUUGGCAGCCCUUUCGGCGUCGACCUCGUCGUCAGGAUCAAACUGUGAAACGGAACAGAUCCCAUUCGACGUUGCACGCGAAGAUGUUAUCAGCGAGGAGACCCUGAGAGAGUCGCAGGAGCUCAAACGCGACCCUCGUCGCGACACCCUCAUGCCUGCCCCGCGCGCACCAGAGUCCAUGGUGACAGCCAGCCGUCGCGACUCACGGCGCGACACCAUCAUUGCCCCACGCGCCAUCAAGGUCCCCGGACCACCGGACAUGGAGUCGGCGGUGGACCUUACCCCCAAGGAGGGUGGGUUUGUGCCCGUUGACCCUGCUGGCCUGGGCCUCGGCAUCCCCAUCCCCCCGGCUCCCCACCGGCACGACAACAGCGACAGCUUUGACGAGCCCAUCAUGUCCUACUCGCGCUCCCGCCUCCCUCCUCACCUUGCCCGCACGUCCAAGAGCUACGCCAGCUUGCCCCGGUCCGAGUCGUCCGAGGUCUCGGUCAUGGCCAAGCGCACCGGUAGCAGCAAGGGGGCCAAAGACUGGCCCGAGUGGCCGCCACAGUGGGACGACGUGCCACGCGCCGCCGGCGGCAGCCGUCGUCCCAGUGCCGCGAGCCUGUGGUCCAUGGCCAGCGGCGGCAGCCUCGAGGCGCCCGCCGACCGCUCCGCAACCCCGCAGGCGUACCCCAAGCGCUAUGCGCACAGCACCAACGCCUCGAUCCACACGUUUGGCGGGCGCAGCUUUGGGUCCGGCUCGGGAUCGGCGUCCACCUCCGGCCACACAAACCGCGGCAGCGUCGGGUCGACGUUUAGCUUCAAGUUUGAGACGCAGAACGGCGUCGACUUUACGAUCCCGCACUCUGCCGGCGAGGCCGGGUGGGACCUCGACGCGUACCUGACGGGCAGCGGAGCGCAGGCGGUGUAA